AUGGCUGCUCCUGGGAAGCCGGAGCAGAACUACGGUGUGGAGAUGUAUGGAUUUCCGGAUUUCGUGCAUGUUCCACCGAAAAAGACCCAUUAUGAUACAUGGAGUACGAGAAGUAGCAGUGGAUGUAGCAGCAGUAGCAGCCCAAAUCACUUGGAUGAACUUCAUGUGGACAUUCCACAUUCGUCGACAGCUUCUGUUGCCUCCACAAGCAACACAUCACAUCCAUCUGCCGACACCACCCUUAGCAUAGUGACUGAAGCAGCCCAGCCGCCGACCUUUGCCGAUCUCAAACCUGUUGCGCCAAAAGCAGAUUUAGCAGUGGGCCAACGAGCACCCAUCUCGACGAUGGUCUCGACAGCUGCACUGCCCGCUGAAGUUCCUCAACUGUCAGCGUUUCCCAGUUCUACACAAACAGGAAUACAGCCGGUGCCUGCAGCGGCGGAUACAGUAAUUCCGGUAGCUCCGAUACCAAUUCGCCCUUCGCCCACUUCAGCGGCGACAGAAGGCGGUCCCCCUCAAAUCACCCAUGAUGCUCGAUUUUCAAGUUACGCGGAAUUCGAGGAUGCUUUCGAAGCGUGGAAGAAAAAAUGUUUGCACCCAUUCCGAGUUGCUUCAUCUGAAACCUUGCGAGAACCAGAUGGUACAGUAAACCAUCGGUUCAAGUAUCGCUAUGUUGUGUUCCACUGUGCUCACUAUGGAGAACCGAGAAUGCGAGGUGAGACCAUUUUCGACCCCAUACGUUCAGCACCUGUUGCAGUGACGCUUGUCUCAACUUGA
Molecule: messenger RNA, 777 nt
Organism: Cooperia oncophora
Lineage: Eukaryota; Metazoa; Nematoda; Chromadorea; Rhabditida; Trichostrongylidae
Source: the annotation of a GenBank genome assembly